CUUGUUUGACAAGGCAAAGCUCAUGGUGUCAGAAGGGGCAACUAACUACUGUUAUUAAAUUUUGUUAGCGCACUCCUUCCUCCUUUAGCUCCUUGCUUGGUGGACGAUGUGAUUGAGGGACUGAGAUGCCUCGGUUGGAGCAGAGAAGUGUAGAGUUGCACUUGCCACAGCGUAUUGCCACUAUUGGUGUUUCGUAGUAAAUAUUUUUUUAAAUUAUUUUGGCCGGUAUUUGCUGUCCUGGACUGGACUGGCCUGCGCUGCUGGAGUGCUGUUGCUGUAGGCUACACUACAGUAGUAAUAGUCGAGCGAUCGUGAGAUACAGUGCAGUGUGACAAUGCCGCGUGCAAGACGCAAGGGCCCAGGGCGCAAUGGCGGAGAUAGUGCAGCUACACCCAGUGCUGCUGCGUCUCAGACCAAUGAUGCUGCUGGCGCUACAUCCACUGAAGAUGAGGAUGUUGAGCAGGCUGAGCUGCAGACCAUCGGCAGUCGCCUGCGAUCUCGCCGAGGAGAUACCCGAGGACCGGAGGAUAUUCUCCUGUAUGACGGUGAUUUGAUAGCUUACGGAGGAGGCAGUGUUGACCCAGAGGUGGGCUAUCAUCUAGUGGAAGUCUUUGGUACUGUGCCUGUAGAGUAUGAGCCACAGGGUGCGCACGCAAUCAUAGAUGGCUGUCCGUAUUUCAAUGAGCAAGUAGGUGUGCGCGGCUGUUUGUGGAUGCCACUGGGAAUGGGCCGCGUGGGCAUACGCCGGGCUUCUUUACAAUGGGUAUCCGUCAAGGCAACCACUGGCCUGAAGGACGAUCGUGUCAGGGUCUCGUGGUCGGAGCACAAGCGUAUUCAACGAGAGCUUGGCGUCCAAGGGCAGAUUACUGUGGACGAUGACGAGGACUUUGAGGAGGAGGAUGACGACGCUGACGCAGAAAGUGAUGGCGAGAGUGGUGACGAUCCUAGCGACGUGUUUGCUUUCUCACCGGGGGCGGCCGCUACCCAGAGUAGCCAGCGCCGGCGCAGGAAGGCAUCCAGUGCUGCUACUGCACCUCGCACAGCCUCUGCAUCGGGUGGUGGUGGUGGUGGUGGUGGCGGCGGCGGCGGCGAUGACGGUGAUGGAUCAGACAAUGAUGAUGAUCAGCCACCGGCCAAGAAACCACGCGGUGGUCGCCGCUCAGCCGGAUCAUCACCUGGAAAGCCAGCCAGGUCUCCGAAACCUCCUAAGCCGGUCAAAUACAAGAAAGGAUUUGUGGCGCCAAGACCCGGCGUGGAUCUGCUCGACACAGAUCCUAUCUUCAGUGGUGACAGUCCAGUGAAAGGUGGCAACACGCUGCAUGCUCUUGAUAUCAUACGUGCUGUGAACAGAAAGGAUCUGACGCUACUGAAGAAACUAUUUGCCGACGUCAAGAAUGUGAGUGCCAUUUUGUACAGCCGCUCGCCAGUGAACCCAGAGUCAGGCUUGUCUAUUGCAAUUUGCAAUGCUGACUUGCCCGUUGUGACUGAGUACCACAAAACCAUGAAUCCGAAGGACGGCACCAAUCGUGAGGUGCGAGUGCAGGAGCCACCAUCUAGCCUGCGCUACAUCCAGUCCGGUUCUGUUGGCAUUGCUACAUUCGGCCAUGCAGUUGGAGCGGUCGGGGCUGCACGAGGUGGCCGUGAACUGCACAAUGCCAUGCUUGCCAAUUCGACUGCCGAAUACGUCCUUGACAGCUACGUCCUGUUAUGUCUCUUCCAGCACUGCUCCAACAAGGAUUUCUUUGAGCGAGUGCAGGCACUGUACGAUCUGCAUUACGAAGCCAUGUAUAGCAUGUAUCAAGCUGUUCGUUUCGGCAACCGUGCUAUGGCUCAGCACAUUGUCAAGAAAAUGCUUGGAAACGGUGGCUGGGACAUGAACGCACUGCACUUGCAGUCAUUGAGUGAUGAUGGCAAGCCAUUUGAUACUUUCCGCGAGGUCAGCGUGACGAAGAAGGGAGGUUCUAGGAACAAGUGCAUCGCCCCAGUUCACAUGGCCGCCAUCAAUCCAGAUUCUAAAUAUCUGGCCGAGCUACUGAAGGUGCAUGGCGACAACUCUGUGAGUGACUCUGAGCAGUGGAGGAUUGUGCACUACGCAGCUGCCUGCACUGCUGAUGGUCCACUGCGACUUCUGUUGGAGAAAGGUGCGGACAUGAUGUGUGUUACCAAGGAGAAGGAGUCACCACUGAUGAUAGCAUCUCGCCUGGGCCGUGCUGACAAUGUCAAGCUGCUUGUAGCCGACAAGCAGAACAUCGAACUGCUUUUGAAACAAAAGGACCGCGAGGCUAACACAGUUCUCCACCUGGCUGCGCUAAACGGCCAUGUUGAUGUUGUCGAUACCCUGAUUGGUGCUGGUGCCAAGGAAGUAGGCUGUAAUCAGAAUCACAUGACACCCAUGGGAGUCGCGGCUGCGUUUGGUCACCUGGACGUCAUCAAGAAGAUGAAGGACAAGGGCUUCUCCAUUGUCAAGCCUGAUCGUCGCCAGCGUCCGCCUCUGAUCCUGGCGUGCCGCGAGGGCCAGGUUCAUGUUGUGCGAUAUCUGCUACACCAUGGUGCUGACGCUGAUUGUGCAGACUCAAGCGGCAACACUGCAGCCCACUAUGCUGCUGCGUAUGGAUGGCUACCGGUGUUGAAGGUGCUUGUAGAAGAAGGUGGUGCUAAUUCUGAUCCAGUUGCAUCGUGGAAGGCGACCCCACUGUCGUGCGCUGCGUUGAAGCACCAGGCGGAGUGUGUCAACUACCUUGUCUCGCUGAAGGAUGUCAAUCUGAAUGUGAUUGACGGCCAGGGCCGCACCAUUGCCGCUAACCUGUGCAUGUGCCCGUCCUUCGCAGGUCUGUCACAGCUGAAACUGCUGAUUGAGCGUGGUGCUGAUAUCACCAUUGCCGACGCUGCUGGCAUGACUCCGCUGCAUCAUCUGUGUGCAAGCACCGGGGCAUUCCCCGGGGAUUCGCGUAACGAACUGAUCGAGCUCUUUGCCAGUCUUCUUCUGGACAGUGGUGCAGACGCGGAGGGAGCAAGCAAGAAUGGGUCUACACCAUUGCUGUGCUCGCUGAAAGGUCACUCGCCCAACAUGCGUGCCGCCAGCUUCCUGGUGGAGCACGGUGUCAAGGUGACGGCGGUCGAUCAGGACGGUCACAAUCCCCUUCACUAUGCCGUCAAGCAACUCGACGAGGACGCAGCCGACCCACUGAUUGCAGCACUGCUCAAGCAUGGCGAUGCAGAUACGCUUGUCAAUUCGUAUGAAUCCAGCGGCAACACACCUUUGCUGCUGGCUCUUCAAGCAGUCGAAAACUGCUUUUCACGGGUCAGCGUGGCCACCCAUUGGAGAAAAGAAGAGUUUGAGCAGAAAGCCGACGACGCACGGGCUAACGUGAAGAAAAUGAUCAAUAACAAGAACAUUGAUAUCAACCUUCCUAAACGCAGAACAAGGUCUUUAAAGGCCGACUCUUCUCCUCCCAAGGAUAAUUCAGACGCACACUCCGACUGUGAAUCUCACAGUGAAAAAGCCUACUCACCCUACGAGGAUGAAGACAUGGAUUGCUCUGAUGAUGAGUCCAGGAAGAAGCAAGUGCCUGUGGCAGCUGAUGGGAAACUGUCGUUUGAGCUGGUGAAUGAGGAUGAUGAAGCUAUGUUCCGUGCCAACCCUGGCGACAAGUUUGGCUACACCGCACUGCACUAUGUGGCAGAGCAAACUGAUGAGAAGUGGCAGCCAAUCCUGGACGCCGUGUUGAAGAGGUCAGAAGUCAAUGUUGACCUCCAGUGUGUUGGCGGACUGACUGCUUUGCAGCUGGCACUGAAAGGAAACAACGACGCAGCUGCUCGCAAACUCUUGAAUGCCAAGGCUGAUGUCAACAAGCAGAACAUUGAAGGCCAAAGUGCACUACUUGUCAUGACUCCUGGUCAGAAAGGUAACACUCUCUUCAAGACUGUGCUGAAGUCCAGUGACCUGAUCCUGCAGGAUCGAAAAGGACGCACUGCUCUUCAUCUGGCUGGUAUGGCUGGUGAUCGUCAGCUUGCACAGGACUUCCUGGAAGCUGGUUGUGAGCUGAACACGGUGGAUCACCUUGGCCGUACUGCACUGCACUACGCCGUGGCCACCGGUGCAGCACGUGCUGAUGCCUCGUCGGACUUGGAGGCAAUGCUUCUGAAACGUGGUUGUGAUAUCAAUGCAGUGGAUGUGUUUGGCCGCUCUGCUGUUCACUACGCUUUCCUGCCUGCUGAAUAUGUGGAGCCGAGUCGAAAGACCCCUGAAGAACGUGCCGUUGUGGCACCCCUGGAGAAGGUGAUGGAGUUGACGGAGAAGAGUGAAGCUUCCAACCACAGCAAGUACGACCCCAUUGAGACGGUGUACUGCCUUUUCUCAGUAGGCAAAGGAACGAAGGUGGAUCCCCUUGACAAGUUUGGCCGUAGCCCACUGCACUAUGCAGCCAAAGUGUCUGCUCUGACCUGCUCUCUGCAUCUCAUUUCUCAGGGUGCCGAGCUGAACUUGAAGGACAGCGUGGAGGGAACGAUGCCUUUGCGCAUGGCACUGUGCUACAACAACCCUGAGUAUGCCAUCAUGAUGAUGCAGAAAGGUGCACAGACCACACCGGGUGAGAUUACCAAUGGCAAGGAUGUCUUCUCUAUUGAGGUGACCAUUGAGAGUGUCUUCUACAUCGCAGUGCAGCGAGGCUGGCUGGGUGUUUCCUACAUGAUCUUUGACUCUGACUUCCCGCUGUUUGAUGGACUGCGUGAUGCUAUGCUGACUCAGAAGUACAUUCUGACGUGUACGCUGAUGAAGAAAGUGGACGAUGACAAGCUGCAGAUCCAGGACGAACAGAAGCGCGGUCUCCUUCACUGGCUGGCCAUCUCUUCCAACUGCUCUGUGGACAACAGUAUUGUGGAUGUUGUCGACAUCCUGGUGAACGCAGGUGUUGACGUCAACGUAUACGAUGUGCAUGGCCGCACAGCCUUGCACUAUGCUGCUCAACGCGCUUGCAGAGCCCUGGUGACUGCCCUUGCUGAUAGGACUGCUACCAAUGUCAACAUCCUCGACAAAGAUGGAAAGUCCCCGCUAGUACUCGCUGUGGAGGGUAAUCGUCGCAUCACCAGCUCCAGCAAGCUUGAGCUGGACAAGAAAGAAGAGCGUGUGGCUGAGCUUUUGGGUCGUGGCUACUUCAAUUCUCCAAUCGCGAAGAAAGCCCCGCUGUGUGAGGAGGCCUACCAGGCUGCAGCACUGCUGCUAAGCGCCUCCGCUGAGCGCUGCAUUCGAUAUUCAGAUGCUGCAUAUACCGAUGGCGCCACCACACUUCUGUGUCAUGCGGUACGGCAAGGGAACAAGGAACUGUUCGAUGCCCUGAUGCACACCUCAACUCCCGAGAAGAAGAAGAUCUGUGAGAUGUGUGAUGAGAAGGGUAGGUCCCCACUUGCCCAUGCCAUUGUUCUCAAUGAAACCGCUAUGGCCACUUCACUAAUUGCACACAGCGAUGUGUCAUGGAAGGGAGAGUUUGAUCGCACCCUGGUACAUCUGGUUGUCAAGCCUAUUGAGUAUGGCUCCUACGAGAAUGUUGAUCUUCUGAAGAAGCUGGCCAAGGCUGAUGCACCGUUGUCGGAUACGGAUGAGAACGGCAAGACACCCAUGCACUAUGCUAAGCUGCAAGACUCUGGCUGCAUGGCCGCUGCUCUGCAAAAACUGGGCGCUGCUGCUCCCAUGCCAGGCUUGAGUCGUGGCCGAACGGUGUGGAAGAAGUUUGCUGAUCGGCCGUACAGCGCAGAUGAGGAUUGUCUGGCAUACAUAACUGAAACAGCUGCCAAGGAGAAAGUCAAGCCACCACCUGAUCACUGCUUUGAAAAGAAGGACACGUCGACAGUGUACAAAGAUGACGAUGGCAUUUUGUUCGAUGUCCUGUUGAACAAGGUGGACCUGUCGCACGGUGCUUUUGGCUACAACAACUACUAUCGCAUGCAAGUACUGCAUGAGAGUGUUCAGGACGCAUAUUACCUGUGGACUCACUGGGGCCGGUGGGGAGAUGACCAAGGUAUGUACCAACGUACUCCUUUCGGCACAGUCAACGAGGCAUGCACGGAGUUCCAGAAGAUCUUUCGCAGCAAAACGGGCAAUGACUUUGUGCAGUCAGCGAAAGACAAGAGCAGCUUCACGGCACAGGCAAAGAAGUAUUCGCUGAUGUCGACCGACUGUUCACACAUGCUCGUGUCCUCUCUACUGAUGCCCAUUGACCUUGACUCAGUACCCGAUUCCGCACUGGACAAGACAUUGCAGUCCACUCUGAAAUACCUGAUGGACGUGACAGUGCUGAGAGACCGUGCUACCAUGCAUGGCUUGUCGAAGGAAAGUGCAGAGAAAGUAUUGAUGUUCGGUGAGGCCAGCGCUGAGAAGAUCUUCCAGGCCAAGAGUGUACUGCUGGAGCUCCAUCCUCUGGUCAAGAAUUACAACCAGUUGCGUUACCAGCCCAACUGCGACAUUGAGCAGCUGAUGGGAAUCAACAAUCGCAUUGUCAAACUCAGUCAGAAGUAUUACGAGAUCAUGCCGUUCGCCCACACUGCCUUUGGUGGCACUGGUUCCUCUCCUAUGAUCAUCAUGUCAGAAGAGCACAUUCUCACCACGGCCAUGCAACGCCUAGAACACUUGUCUGACUUGAGCCUGACUGCGCGUAUUCUACUUGCUGCUUGGUAUUGCCGCAAGACCAUGAACCCUCUCGACUAUGUCUUCAAGUUCAUGGAAGCGUCCAUGACAUUGCUGGAGCCCAACUCACUGGAACGACAGGUGAUUGAGACGUACAUGUGCACCACUGCCUGUAUCUAUAUGAAGACUGUCAAGCUCUCUGCUCUGUACAAGGUUGAGCGGCGUGGUGAGCCGGAGAGAAUGGAGAAGUACCGCUCCAAGCCCAACCAUCGUUUGCUGUGGCACGGCUCUCCGCAGGUCAACAUCAUCGGUAUCCUCAGCCAGGGAUUUAGGUUGAAGAGAGGACGUCCAUCUCGGCUCCACUUCAAGCCGGAUGACGAAGAGGACAUCUGGAAUGGUAUGUAUUUUGCUGACAUGUUUGCAAAGAGUUAUGACUAUUCGAUCACCGGCUACGCGCAACAACUGAAAGUGGCAGACAAUGACCGUCUCUACCUGUUCCUAUGUGAAGUGGCUUUGGGCAAUAUGCACACCUAUGAGUACGAUUCCAUCACCAAGAUGCCAGCAGGCAAGGAUUCGGUUCUCGUCUCUGGUCAGCUCGCUCCGGACUGGAACAAUGCAGUUGUACUUCCAAACGGGGUUGAAAUUCCCCUCGGUGAAGCAGCACACCAUGGCCGCUCACUGGAUGAAAAUGCAGCUAACGAAAACCUCUCCUACGACUUUUCUGAAUACAUUGUGCCGAACGAAGCGCAGGUGCGUAUCCGUUAUGUGCUCGAGAUAGUGGCCAACAAGGAUGAGAAGUGAUCUGGUCCAGCAUUGUCAGCAAGCAGUUUUUCAAGCUUUUGUAGCACGGUGUUCCUCCUUGACUAAAAUGGCAAUGCUCGUCCAGAUUGUUGGAUGGUGACAGCGAACGACAUGUACUGGUGCAAAACAACGAUGCCAAGCCUCUUGAAGGCUGUCAGCAGCUUAGUUUAUCUUUCCGACUGCACCUCCAAUGCAUUACCUCAUCUCGUCCUCUCCUCUCCACAACAUAUAGCCGUAUCCUGUAUGAAACCAGGUCAGUGCACCACGCGCCGGAGGCCUUCCAUAAUCCUAUUGGCAUGGGACUCCGUCAUUACUGUCGUCUAAGUCGUCGUGACCCUUUGAAAGUGAUGUUUACAUUGCGCGAUGCGUAAUCCCCGCUUAUACCCGACAAUGAAAAUGAUAGAAGCACCACAACAACAACAAAAUUCUUUGAGUUCAUUGAUAAUAAUUCUUUUAUAGAGUUUUGAUUUGAAGUUUUCUGUUGGUUUGUGUUUGAAAAUCUUUAUUUUACACUAGCAUUAUUUCCUGAUUUCUUCUCCAGUUUUGUAUUGCAUUUUUAGUACAUUAUGGAAGCACCAAGUUAUAGCACCACAAGCGCCACACGGCAAUAUACUGGAGAUACUGUAGUUACCACAGCUAGAGCUCCAGUGUGGGGAGCAACCAACUUUCAUAGAGAAUUAUUGCCGACGUCACUACCUCUAUUUAUUAGCACUAGAUGGAAAGAAGGACAUCCAAACACUGCACAUAUCGAUACUACUUACUCCUAAGUGCAUGUAGUUUUGAUGUACUUGAAAAGAUUAUUGCUAACUUCCGUUGCAGAAUCGUUUGGUGUGGUGCACAUUCUGUGAGUUGGCUUUCGAUGUGAUGCUUCAUCAUGUUCGCUGUGAACCGGUCCGGUGGUGUAGGAUACAUUCUGUGAAUUGUCUUUCAAUGACACGUCCUUCUA
Messenger RNA from Sycon ciliatum, 8366 nucleotides. RefSeq names its product poly [ADP-ribose] polymerase tankyrase-like. NCBI's taxonomy places the organism in Eukaryota, Metazoa, Porifera, Calcarea, Leucosolenida, Sycettidae. The transcript is spliced from 10 exons. Gene Ontology annotation, molecular function: NAD+ poly-ADP-ribosyltransferase activity; protein binding. Gene Ontology annotation, cellular component: ciliary inversin compartment. The record is from RefSeq and is a predicted model, not a curated record. The coding region runs from base 335 to 7420 and encodes 2361 amino acids. Gene Ontology annotation, biological process: protein localization to ciliary inversin compartment.